This is a messenger RNA of Anopheles nili, 1761 nucleotides long. Its product is annotated as glutathione-specific gamma-glutamylcyclotransferase 1. The transcript is spliced from 3 exons. Lineage: Eukaryota; Metazoa; Arthropoda; Insecta; Diptera; Culicidae. Gene Ontology annotation, molecular function: gamma-glutamylcyclotransferase activity; glutathione specific gamma-glutamylcyclotransferase activity. Gene Ontology annotation, biological process: glutathione catabolic process. Bases 850 to 1575 code for a protein of 241 amino acids. The record is from RefSeq and is a predicted model, not a curated record. Gene Ontology annotation, cellular component: cytoplasm.
CCAACGGCGGCCACAGCCGUACUAGCGCACGGAACGCGACAUCCGGUGGCGCUGGAACCGGAUCAACACCGACGACUACCUCACUUCGAUCAUCGGCGGCGUCACUUCCCGUUUCGCUUGGCAAACCUCAUCCUCUAGCCGGCAGGCGAUUGCGUGCGUGCGUACGUGCGUUAGUAAGUCACAAAGGCGCUACCAACCGGGUGCCAUCGGUGGUUGGAAAAACUACGGCCGUAUAAACGUGCGACGUGCGUGUGAAAACCGUGUGCAAGUGAUAACGAGGGCGGCCGUAAGAAGAUAGCAGGGCUAGAAAUGUGGACAGGAUUUUGAGUGCUACUUUUACUGCCCCGAACGUACCGAAAUGAGUUGACUUUGUUUACCCGGGCGCAGUUGGUUUCGAAUUGGCAUUGAUUGGCUUUGCGUUACCCUUCCUUCCUCCCCCAAAACGGGUCCGUCACCCAGGAACUGACAAAAACGGUUAGGAGUCGAAUUUUUUUUCUAUUUCCUGCGCAUUUCGCGUACAAGUGCAUCGCAAUCACGCGCACGCCGUGUGCUGCUGCUAGUCAACAGAUUGAUCGCGUAUAUCACGCAGAGAGAGAGAGAUAGAGAGAGAGAAAGGAAGAGAAAAAAACAACAACAACAGGAAAACGUGUGUGGUGUGAAGAAAAUCUGCACACUUAAAAAAAAAAAGCUUCACGCGGUAGUUCUCGUGCCUCCGUCGUCGAUCGUGUUUACAAACAAACAGCCCUCAGCACCGUUAGCUCAACCACAGGAGGCGAAGAACACCAGCAGAAAGACACAAGGAAAGGAAACACGGCUACACAGUGAUAUCGGUGAAUCCUUGAACUGACGAUGGAAGCCCGGGAAGCUGCGCCGGAAGCGGCCGUGUGGGUCUUCGGAUACGGGUCCUUGUGUUGGUAUCCGGGCUUCGACUAUUCGGACUGCAUCACCGGGUACAUACGCGGUUACGCCCGCCGGUUCUGGCAGGGCAACGUUACACACCGUGGGACGAAGGAGAAGCCGGGUCGCGUGGCCACACUAAUCGAGGACAAAGAGAGUAUUACAUGGGGCUGUGCAUUUAGAGUGACCGGACGACACGCGUUGGACUACCUCCAGCAACGUGAAUGCACUCUCGGUGGCUACAUAACGGAGUACAUCAAAUUCUAUCCUCGCAUCGCCAGUGAGCAGUCCGGCAUUAGUGGUGAAGCAUUUCCGGCGCUGGUGUACAUCGCCACACCGAAGAACGAGUACUGGAUCGGCGAAGAGCCUGUGCUUGUGACCGCCCGGCAGAUCGUCGAUUGCCGCGGACCGAGCGGACACAACGUUGAGUAUCUUGUCCGGCUGGCCAUGUUUAUGCGGGACGAGCUACCCGGAGCGUGCGAUGAGCAUUUGUUCGAGCUCGAGGGGCUCGUGCGUCGGUUCGUGGCGGAAGCGAAUAUGAGCCUCGAGCUGCUACUGAUCGGAAACGUCACGCCACACCGCAUCCGGCGCGAUACGCACGAGGAAGUGCGUCGACACGUCACCUUUGAAUAUACCUCUCGCGUUCCCGAUACCAAGCUCCGGUGCCUCCACAUUUAGUUUAGCAAAAACCCAACCAUUGAGGAUUCCUUUUUAACGCUUACGAUGUUCCCGCUUUUAGUAUGCUUCAGAACCAAAUCGCGCCUUAAUGCAGCACUACGUGCUAGCUCUAUUGGAUAGUGUUAGGCACGAUAAAUUCCACAGUUGACUACAUUGUUUUAUGUUUUAAUGAAAUAAAGAGUCUUA